GCUGCAGGACUGUUCCCAGGCUGCAGAGACUCUUCCCCGUUGUCUGCCCAGCUCGGCUCCACAAUGCCGGUGGACCUCAGCAAGUGGUCCGGGCCUUUGAACCUGCAGGAAGUGGACGAGCGGCUGCAGCAUGCGCUGCAGGUCAAAUACAUCAGGACAGAGGUUGACAAGCUGGUCAAAGUGCUGACACCCACCCAAAUUAAGAACCGGCCUGCCAGUAUUGUGUGGGAUGGCCUCGUUCCAGGUAAACUCUACACCUUGGUCCUGACAGAUCUGGAUGCUCCCAGCAGGAAGGACCCCAAAUACAGGGAAUGGCACCAUUUUCUGGUGGUCAACAUGAAGGUCAACGACAUCAGCAGUGGCAGAGUCCUCUCCAAUUAUGUCAGCUCUGGGCCUCCAGAUAGAUCUGACACAGGCCUUCACCACUAUGUCUGGCUGGUUUAUGAACAGAAUGGGCCACUGAAGUGUGACGAGCCCAUCUUCAGCAACCGAUCUGGAGACCCCUGGGGCAAAUGCAAAGUGGCAUCUUUCCACAAGAAGUACGAGCUUGGGCCACCGGUGGCUGGUACGUGUUACCAGGUGGAAUGGGAUGACUAUGUGCCCAAACUCUAUGAGCAGCUGUCUGGGAAGUAGGGGAAUGCUAGGAGACAGAAACCGUCCUGGAAGUCUCAACCAGUGUUCUCCAGUUCAGUGAUGCAUGUAGA
Molecule: messenger RNA, 704 nt
Organism: Mirounga angustirostris (Northern elephant seal)
Lineage: Eukaryota; Metazoa; Chordata; Mammalia; Carnivora; Phocidae
Product: phosphatidylethanolamine-binding protein 1-like
Exons: 1
Coding region: 64-633 (189 amino acids)
Biological process (GO): negative regulation of MAPK cascade
Source: RefSeq, a predicted model, not a curated record